Sphenostylis stenocarpa is the source of this 189-nucleotide messenger RNA. The record is from the annotation of a GenBank genome assembly. NCBI's taxonomy places the organism in Eukaryota, Viridiplantae, Streptophyta, Magnoliopsida, Fabales, Fabaceae.
AUGACCGAUUCAGUGGCCGAUUUGAUUAUAUAUAUUCGGUCACUGAUUCGGUCAUCGAAUCGAUCAUCGAAUCGGUCACUAAAAUCAGUGACCAAGGAAAUAGUGACCAAUUUCAAAGGAGCAAAAACAAAAGCUGUUUACAAAAUUAGGAAACACAUAGGAGAGACCAAAGCACCAAAAAAAGAGUGA